Acanthoscelides obtectus is the source of this 1140-nucleotide messenger RNA. The record is from the annotation of a GenBank genome assembly. Lineage: Eukaryota; Metazoa; Arthropoda; Insecta; Coleoptera; Chrysomelidae.
AUGUUUUCUAAUAAAAACGAAGCUAGUGGUCAAGUGAGUAGGGCAGAAAUAAAAAUUGCUGCAUUAAUGUCAGAGCAUAAUCUACCCAUCAAGCUGUGUGAUCAUCUGAUUCCUUUAUUAAAAGUCUUAUUUCCUGACUCGAAAAUUGCCCAAGGAAUGCAGAUGGGAAGAACCAAAGCAACAGGUGUUAUAAAACAUGUUUUAGCCAAAUCUCAUUUUGAAGAACUAAUCGAUGAACUAAAAGCAAAAAAGUUUAGCAUUUUAGUAGCUGAAUCUACAGACAUAGGUGUAGUAAAAAUAUAUGUGUAUGUGUUAGGUACUUUAGUGAAAAAACAAUUGAGUGGAGAAGAAGAUGACCUAGAGGAGUUAGAAGAGCCAUUUGAGAGUGAUGAUAGCAUUGAAGAUAGAGACUAUGAUCCUGCACAAGACGAAGGAAAUGUCUUCGCACAACUAGCUAACACCUGGACAACUACACCAGCAGGAACUCAAAAAGAAGCAAGAAAUACGUGCCCUCGUAAAAACGGUUACAAAUGGAGUACUUUACCUAUAAAUGAUGGAGGUUGUAAAAUCGCAUCAACAAAUAUUGUUUAUAUCCGACCAGGUCCAACAAAUUCAGCCAAAUAUGCCAUAGAGCCUAUAGAUACUUUCAAUUUAUUUUUCUCUGAUGAGAUUCUGGACGAAGUUUUGCUACGUACAAAUGAAAAAAUUGCAGAGCUACGAGUGAGAUACAAGACGAAAAGUGCUACUGUUUCAGAUACGACAUUGCCUGAACUGAAAGCGCUGUUGGGAGUAAACGCUUUUGUAAUAUACCACCACAAUGCAACUAAAAACAGACAGGAGCCAUUAUCCAGGCUAAAUUUUAUGCUGAAACUUCAUGAACAAUUAACAAAGCCGUGGCAACAAAUAAGGCUCCAAACAGUACCAACUUUAUCAAGAGGUCUAAAAGAGAGUCUUUCUACGCUCUUACAUUUGCCACGUGUUGCAGAAGACCGCCGAGAGCCCCAAGGGAAAGGAAAACGGACUUACUGCAGCUUGUGCCCUACAGCAAAGAAACGAAUGACAACUACCAACUGUUAUAAGUGCGAGCGUGCCUUGUGUGGCGAGCAUCAAAUAAAAAUAUGUAUGGAAUGUGGACAGUGA